AUGUUUUAUUCAUUGCUUACCACCUUGUUGGUGCUGGGUGCCUUGCCCGGCGGUCAACAACUUGCCACGAAUAAUGCGUACUGUGAUGCGGAUUACUGUGAGCCGGGACUGACGAAUGUGGGCUGUAUGCCCACACCCGUACAAGGAGUCCCUGCAUGCAGUGGAAAGCAAGCAUCUAAUGUGAACCUCACCCAGUUUGGACAAACGUUUAUUCUACACGAGCAUAACAAGUUGCGCUCGCUGCUAGCCAGCGGACAGUUGGGUACGUUUGCUUCUGCCUCGCGUAUGCCACAACUCGUGUGGGACAUCGAGCUUGCCAACCAGGCUGCCCACAAUGUACGCACCUGCCACUUUCACCACGACGAGUGCCGAAAUACGGAGCAAUUUAGGUUCGUGGGACAAAACAUCGCUUAUUAUAGUUAUAGUGGCGCACGGAAGGGCAUCAGCGAACUGGUGGUAAAGGAAAUUAACCGGUGGUGGAGUGAGCACAACGUGACGAAACAACAACAACUGGAUGAAUUCCCUUCCGAAGAGUCGGAACCCCCAAUCGGCCACUUCACGCAGAUGGUUAGUGAUCGUACGUGGAAAGUCGGAUGUUCCGCUCAACAGUGGCUCGAAGGGGAUUCAAAUGUGUUUUACUUCUUGUGCAAUUACUCGUUUGGCAACAUGGUUGGCCAGCCGGUGUACGUGAAGGGUCCUCCCGCCUCUGGAUGCACUACCGGGGGCAUUAGACAAUAUCCCGGGUUGUGUUCGAUACAGGAACGCAUUUACUCUACACCGACAGCAAUUUCGAAUUGA
This is a messenger RNA of Anopheles moucheti, 798 nucleotides long. RefSeq names its product antigen 5 like allergen Cul n 1-like. NCBI's taxonomy places the organism in Eukaryota, Metazoa, Arthropoda, Insecta, Diptera, Culicidae. The transcript is spliced from 3 exons. The record is from RefSeq and is a predicted model, not a curated record. Bases 1 to 798 code for a protein of 265 amino acids.